Iphiclides podalirius (scarce swallowtail) is the source of this 561-nucleotide messenger RNA. NCBI's taxonomy places the organism in Eukaryota, Metazoa, Arthropoda, Insecta, Lepidoptera, Papilionidae. The record is from the annotation of a GenBank genome assembly.
AUGAUGGAUGCGAAUCUGUUGGACUGUCACCCCGUGGAGCAAGAGCCCGGCUUGUGCGUGUGUAAAGGCGGUCCGUCUCUAGACAUACUCAAAGAUGUACAGAGGGCGUACGAGGAGCGGAUAGAGCUCAUACAUAAAACGGGAGGAAAAAAUAAAUUGCAGAAAGAGUUGGAUCUGCUGCGGUCUUGGGUGGGGGACUUGGUCGAGCAGAACGGGCUCCUGGCGCGCGCCGUCGAGGAGAUGGAGGCGGAAGUCUCCUCGAGGGUAGUGUUCGAGAGGCGGCGGAAUAUUGAGAUCGAGAGCGAGCUGCGCACGGAAGUGGCGGCGCUGAGGCGGUGCCUCGCCCGCAAGGACUCCGACGUGCGAGGGCUCCUCGAGCUGCUGAGGAGGCUGCGCGAGGGCGACCGCAGGGACAUCCACGGCAUCCGCUUCUACGAGGUCACCGAGCGGGACAUAUUCGGAUUCAACGGGAUACCAGAUACAAAGCUCGAUGACAGCCAAAACGACAAGGAAAGCCACAAACGGAGGACCAAGAAGGAAUUUGAAAAUUUUACAGUUUUA